Rhopalosiphum maidis (corn leaf aphid) is the source of this 1096-nucleotide messenger RNA. RefSeq names its product distal membrane-arm assembly complex protein 2. The record is from RefSeq and is a predicted model, not a curated record. NCBI's taxonomy places the organism in Eukaryota, Metazoa, Arthropoda, Insecta, Hemiptera, Aphididae. The coding region runs from base 246 to 1091 and encodes 281 amino acids. The transcript has a single exon.
UCACAUAAAAAUUAAUGUAGCACUCUCAGUCACCAAUUUAAGUUAGAAUUUAAUUUUUACUUUAUUAACUAGAUUAUUUAAUUAACUAAUCACUACACUUUUUUUAUUUUAAUGUGAACAUUUAAAUCUGUGUACAAUGUGAAGUAUGUAUCUCUCUAUAAACAUUUAUAAUUAGUACAAUAUUAUACUUAGUUUACUUAAAAAAAAAAAAUCGUGAUCUAAAUUCAGUAAUUUAAGUUGGAAAAAUGAAUAGUAUACGAAAUCGAAUGCCGCUAUGUUCAAAGCAAGUUUUUACAGGUAGACGAUUCAAUUCAAAUUCAAAUGAUUUAACCAAAGAUGAAAACAAGAUUUUAUAUGAAAAAUUGGUGAAUCAAAACUAUAAUAGUGAAAAACAUACAGAAGCAAGUUCUUUUGCUAAAUGGGUAACACCUCACUAUAAAUUUGGGCCUUCACGUAUCAUGAAUUAUGAUUGGUCUAUGAAAAGCAUAUAUUCUUGGUAUAAAAGUAAAAGAAUUGAAUUUCACAAGUACAAUCAACGUUAUGUACCUGAACGAGUAAAAUCACUAGGAAGUGAUAUAGCUGCAUCACAUUUUAUUGUUUAUCGAGGUGGUGCAAUUAGAUUUCGAGGACAGAAUAACUUUAUUAAAUGGACUAAUAAAAAAGAAGAGUACCAUGUUAAUUUACCACAAAUUUACGACCCAAAUUACUUUGUUGAGGCUAUUGAUGCUUCAGAUCUAAAGUUGUAUUACCAAGGAAUAGAAAACUUUAAAAAUCUAUUUAAAUUGAAAUGGCUAAAUUUAAGAAAUAACCCAGUUCUGGACAAUUGGUGCCUAGAUUACAUAGGGCAUGCAAUACCUAAUUUGGAGUAUUUGGAUAUUUCCAACUGUCCUCAAGUAACAGCUGCUGGUAUAGCUGGUCUUCAAAAGCUAACUCAACUCAAAAUAUUAGUGGUAAAUAGUAAUAAUAUAGAAAUUCAAAUGGCAUGCUUUGCAUUGGAAGACAUAAUUCCUGGAUUAUUUAUUUUAAUUCAGGAUAAUAAAGAUGUUGAAUUACAAACAAAAAGAGAAAAUUUAAAUGUUAAUGAAGUAUAGUAAUA